AUGGAUUAUCUGAAGAGUCUAGGCUCUGCGGCUGUAUCGUCUCUCGUCCAGAAAUCUGGUUUAACGCUGCCAUUCUCCCUUGGAACGAAGGUUGCCUCAUUUGAAGGACAGUCUAUAUGGUCCCUGUAUGAUGGUACAAAGCGGGACGAUGGCUCUUCAGUAUCAAUAUUCGAAUUUGAUGCUUCCAAUGCUAGUAAAAGGAAUCUACUACCAUUGGCAAAGAAUGCUCUCAGGAAACUGAGGACUGUGCGCCAUCCGGACGUCCUGAAGUUUAUGGAUGCGGUGGAGACGGAUAGCACGAUAUACAUCAUGACCGAGCGAGUACGGCCGCUAUCUUUGGCAAUUUCGGAAUGGGCCACCAAGAGCGUGCAAGAGAGGGAGGACUGGCUGAUAUGGGGACUGCAUAGGAUAUCGGUGGCACUCGCUUUUGUGAACGAUUCCUGCGUCUCCACCCAUGGAAACGUCCGUGUAGGGUCUGUCUUCAUAGCAGCUUCUGGAGAAUGGAGGCUGGGUGGAUUUGAGCUUUUAAGCAGUCCCAAAGAUGAGGGAGCCGUGCUAUAUACCCUGGGCAGCUUGCUCUCGGAAGCAUCAAUGUAUUCACCGCCAGAAGUGAAGAAGAGCGGUUGGUCCGUGCUUAAAGAACAUAAUGUAGCUGCGGCAGAUGCAUAUGCACUCGGCCUCCUCAUAUUCUGCGCUUUCAAUACAUCGCUUCCACUGCCUGCCACCGUCCAUCCACCUCAUCCACCGCCUACAGCUGCAUCCCGAGGAUCAAUCCCGAACACCUUGUUCUCUCCGUACAAGAGACUCUUGAACCCGAAUCCGAAAGCUCGCUUGACACCACAGCAUUUCUUGGAGUUGGGUAUGGCAGAGACCGCUGGGGACGGUUCCGGUUUUUUCGCAAAGAACCGCUUGGUGAAGGUGUGCUCCGGGCUGGAUAAUUUCAGCGUUGGGAGCGAAUCUGACAGGGCAGCCCUGAUACGAACCCUGAAAGAAUCAGCAUCAUCGUUCCCCUCUGAAUUCGUUUCGUAUCGCGUGCUUCCGUCUUUAGUUUCUGCACUCCAGUUUGGCGGGGCGUCAGCGCCAUCCAUUCUUCCUCUAGUCCUUCAGCUUGGUCAGAACGUCGCGCCUGCUGAUUAUGCGAAUGUCAUCCUCGUCCAUCUGGUGAAGCUUUACGCGAGCCAGGACCGAGGCACGCGGCUGGCGCUUCUUGACCACCUGCCAGAAUACGCUGAUAAGCUCGACAAGAAGACGGUCUCUGACAAGAUUUGGCCGAAUUUGCAAACAGGAUUCGCGGAUACCGUCGCUAUCAUUCGCGAAGCCACAGUCAAGUCGAUCAUCCUCUUGUCAGACAAAUUUAGCGAUCGCAUAUUAAACAAUGACCUCCUGCGCUUCCUCGCCAAAAUGCAAGGCGAUCCCGAAGCGUCCAUCCGCACCAAUACGUGCAUCCUUAUCGGACGCCUCGGGCCCUCUCUCGGUUACAAUACGAAGCGCAAGGUGUUGGUGCCCGCAUUCACGCGAGCGCUGAAGGACCCAUUCGUGCAUGCGCGGGUGGCGGGCUUGAUGGCGUUCAUGGCAACGAUAGACUGCUAUGAUAUGGAGGACCUGGCUACGAAAGUCAUUCCAAACAUGGCUUUUACGAUGACCGACAAGGAGAAGCUCGUGCGCGACCAAGCGUUCAAGGCCAUGGAGCUGUUCGUGAAGAAACUCCAAGAGAAUGCUGCGAGCAUGCCGGAGACGGCCAUUCCUGAAAAUGGUGAAAGUGUGCCCGGCUCCCUUCCUCCAUCGUCUCCUGGCCCGAACACCCUCGUGAACACAGCAGCAGGUGCUGCUGGCGCCCUCGCUGGAUGGGCUAUCUCGUCCAUAAGCAAGAAGCUCGCGGCGGGAGAUUUGCAGAGCACAAUAGACACCGGCACAGAGCGGCCUACAUCUGCACCCCCGCCCUCCGGACUUACUGGCUCUAAUGGCCUUGGCAGCACAGGUUCAGAGCGUCCUCCAGCUCGGAUGAGCACGACACUGUCAUCGCCGGCUGCGCCGGCGCGUCCCGCGAGCAUGGUUGCCUCAUCGAAGACGAAGGCAAUGCACUUGGGAGGACACGACACGUUGGCGAGUCAGUCAUCGUCCAGCGCGAUCCCGGACUGGGCGCAGGAAGCGGCAGCAGAGGCUGCCAUCUCGGAGAGCAAUCCAUGGGGCAACGAUGACUUGAUCGAUAUCAAUGCUGAUCAGGAUGACUGGAGUAAAUGUUUGUGA
Laetiporus sulphureus 93-53 is the source of this 2247-nucleotide messenger RNA. Its product is annotated as ARM repeat-containing protein. Bases 1 to 2247 code for a protein of 748 amino acids. NCBI's taxonomy places the organism in Eukaryota, Fungi, Basidiomycota, Agaricomycetes, Polyporales, Laetiporaceae. The record is from RefSeq and is a predicted model, not a curated record. Gene Ontology annotation, molecular function: protein kinase activity; ATP binding. Gene Ontology annotation, biological process: tRNA export from nucleus; protein phosphorylation. The transcript is spliced from 11 exons. Gene Ontology annotation, cellular component: cytoplasm.